Molecule: messenger RNA, 644 nt
Organism: Gracilinanus agilis (Agile Gracile Mouse Opossum)
Lineage: Eukaryota; Metazoa; Chordata; Mammalia; Didelphimorphia; Didelphidae
Gene: FGF7
Product: fibroblast growth factor 7
Exons: 3
Coding region: 15-599 (194 amino acids)
Biological process (GO): positive regulation of epithelial cell proliferation; positive regulation of gene expression; cell differentiation
Cellular component (GO): cytoplasm
Molecular function (GO): type 2 fibroblast growth factor receptor binding; growth factor activity
Source: RefSeq, a predicted model, not a curated record
GGCACUGCACUAUAAUGCACAAAUGGAUACUGACAUGGAUCCUGCCAACUCUGCUCUACACAUCAUGCUUUCACAUUAUCUGUCUAGUGGGCACCAUAGCUUUCGCUUGCAAUGACAUGAAUCCAGAGCAAAUGGGUGCAAAUGUGAACUGUUCCAGCCCUGAACGACACACUAGAAGCUAUGAUUACAUGGAAGGAGGGGAUGUAAGAGUGAGAAGACUUUUCUGUCGAACACAGUGGUAUCUGAGGAUUGAUAAACGAGGAAAAGUAAAAGGGACACAAGACAAACAAACUAAUUAUAAUAUUAUGGAGAUCAGAACAGUGGCAGUUGGAGUGGUGGCAAUCAAAGGGGUGGAAAGUGAAUACUUUCUAGCAAUGGAUAAAGAAGGAAAACUCUAUGCAAAGAAAGUCUGCAAUGAAGAUUGUAACUUCAAAGAACUCAUUCAAGAAAACCAUUACAAUACAUAUGCUUCAGCAAAAUGGACAAACAGUGGAAGAGAAAUGUUUGUUGCAAUAAAUCAAAAAGGGUCCCCUGUGAAGGGCAAGAAGACGAAGAAAGAACAGAAAACAGCCCACUUUCUUCCUAUAGCAAUCACCUAACCCUAUAUAGGACAUAAGGAACCAGUUCCAGCAGGAAGAUUUCUU